CCUGCUACUCAUUCAUCACUCGGUAGUCAGGUCAGGUUCUUCGAAUUCGAACGAGAGAAUCAGUCGUGGACGGUCGUCGGAGAGGAAGACAGAAAUGGCGAUGAGAUCUGCAGUGAGCAGAGCGAGCGUUAACCGGCUCGCCGAAUCAGCUCGUGGAGCGACUCGUUUCUUCAGCGACGGGAAGAAGAUCCUCAGCGAAGAGGAACGCGCCGCCGAGAACGUCUACUUUCAGAAAAUGGAGAGGGAGAGGCUGGAAAAGCUGAAGCGUAAGGCCGAGAAAGAGAAGGCGGAGACGGAAAAAGAAGCCGCCGAGAAGAAACCUGGAGAGAAGUAGUGACUCAAACUCACUUAGAAGGCGAACGUGUCUGAAGUCAUCAUGGAUAAUAAAUGUGUUGACUCUGGGUGAGAGCUCAUCACUUUGUAAAUUAUUCCCUUAUGCGGUAAGAGGGGAACCUCUGCUCAUGCAUUUGGUAUUGAACUUCCGAGAUUGCUGUCCAACAAUCUUCCUUUAAAUUAAAGACUUUGACAUUUAACUUGA
Molecule: messenger RNA, 538 nt
Organism: Rhodamnia argentea
Lineage: Eukaryota; Viridiplantae; Streptophyta; Magnoliopsida; Myrtales; Myrtaceae
Exons: 3
Coding region: 95-334 (79 amino acids)
Source: RefSeq, a predicted model, not a curated record